Molecule: messenger RNA, 691 nt
Organism: Camellia sinensis
Lineage: Eukaryota; Viridiplantae; Streptophyta; Magnoliopsida; Ericales; Theaceae
Source: RefSeq, a predicted model, not a curated record
UUAUGAGGUUUACAGUAUUUUUGCUAAACUACUGGAGAGGAGGGUCAAUGUAAUUUACUUCUAUCUAUAUAUUGUGUCAAAGAGUAGCAUUUGGUUGUUUUCAAAAAUCAAAAGCAAACCAAAGAUGGCUACAAUGCUGACUGGAGUAGAGAUGUAUAGGAGGAGGAGGACUCAUUCUCAACAACACCUUCAUGAUCAUGAUGAUCACACUCCUUCAUAUACAUCCAUUCUCGAUCCACCGAUGAUGACAACCACCUCCACCAUAGAUGAAGCUGCGGUAAAAGCUCGCCAACGGCUCGAAGAGAGGCUUGGCUAUUUCCGUCAUUCAAGGCCGAAUAGAGUUCAAGCAAAUGAAGGUAGAGGCAUAAGGGAUAAUCAUAAUAACAAUGAUCAAUUGGUUUCAAGAUUACUAGGAAGACAACGGGACUUCCACUACUUCCAUUUCCGUAUCCACAACAACAACACUAAAUUAAAAGACCAGCUUUGUGUUAUAUGCUUGGAAGAUUUUCAUGAAGAGAGACAAGUCAUGGAACUCUUAUGCUCCCACAAGUACCACUCCAAAUGCCUUCUUCCAUGGCUCGCGGAUCACCCCAAUUGCCCCAGCUGUCGAACCCCUGUUCAGUAAUGAGAUUCACUUUUUUUUUUUUUUUGAGUGUGUGUCAUUUAAAGAUAGCCUUUAGUGCUGAGGACA